Aspergillus calidoustus is the source of this 222-nucleotide messenger RNA. Lineage: Eukaryota; Fungi; Ascomycota; Eurotiomycetes; Eurotiales; Aspergillaceae. The record is from the annotation of a GenBank genome assembly.
AUGCACCCAGUUAGUACUAUGGGAACCAGAUCGACAAAGCGAUACUCGCACCAAGCGUUGGUUACGAGGUCUGUGGGAUUCAACCCUGAACCACGGAUGCGGAAUACGAACACGACUUCUCGAUCCAUGUUGAUCCCGUCAGCCGAGGAGUAUCUCGCUUAUCGACUUGGUAAGGCAGCCGACGUCUAUGGUCCACAGUCGACAUAUGCACACCCAGAUUGA